Molecule: messenger RNA, 480 nt
Organism: Notodromas monacha
Lineage: Eukaryota; Metazoa; Arthropoda; Ostracoda; Podocopida; Cyprididae
Source: the annotation of a GenBank genome assembly
AUGUAUCCUAGGCUCACUAAGGGGCGAGUGGCAGUGGCUGGAAAUCGCAAACUCCACUUUGGCAAGAAGUACGAAGCGACUGCGUCUCAACUGUCCAAGGACUAUAAUGUCGUUGACCAUACCUACGAUGCCGUGGUUGUCGGGGCUGGUGGAGCUGGGUUGCGGGCAGCUUUCGGGCUCGUUGCCGAGGGCUUCAAAACGGCCGUCAUCACGAAACUAUUUCCCACUCGGUCGCACACUGUUGCCGCGCAAGGAGGCAUCAAUGCCGCUUUGGGUAACAUGGAGGAAGACGACUGGAAAUGGCAUAUGUACGAUACCGUGAAAGGAUCUGAUUGGUUGGGGGACCAAGAUGCGAUUCAUUACAUGACCCGCGAAGCCCCGCACGCAGUCAUUGAGCUGGAACAUUACGGAAUGCCCUUCAGCCGAACGAGCGAGGGUAAAAUUUAUCAGAGAGCGUUCGGCGGCCAAUCGCUGAAGUAU